AUGUCCGCACGCGAGCCCAUGACUUACGACUAUUCCCUUCUACCUCCAGAGCUCUGGGGCCUCGUCCUGCAAUGCCUGUCGAGGACGGACCAGCGGAGCUGCCUCUCGGUCUGUCCGUUGUUCCGAGAUCUCUCACGGGCGCUGCUCUUUUCCCGCGUGGUCAUCCGCUUCGGGAUGUGGAAGGCGCACGAGAGGGAUGUCGGGUGGGUGAUUACCGAUCUGGACCUCAUGAGACGGCGGGGCGACGUGAAUACAGAGAUAUUGCAACACAUCGCGCGCGACACGCAGUUCGCGCGACUGGUUAGGACGGUUUCCGUCCGCGCCUACGAUGCGAUGGAGUGGAGUGACGAGGAUGACAUCCAGAACAUCAUCAGCGCGCUGAAAGCGAUGGUAAACCUCCAAUCAUUCCAGUGGUACGGCUCUCGACCGCCCCUCCCGUCCACGGUCUUGGACGCUUUGGCACAGACUUGCGGAUCGACGGUGCUCGAACUAGAUGUAUUUGGCGUACUCGCGUCAGAUGAGGACGCGUCGCGGUACAUGGCGCAGUUCCGAAAUCUGCAAACACUCUCGUUAGCAGGAAACCUCCGUCACUUGCCUAUAUACACCCGAUCCGACCCGGGUGCGAUGCUCAAGACCUGCAUAAAGAAUGCCCCGGAUACAAUCCGAUCUCUUUCCAUGUGGGGACACUCGGUAUGGGCCACGCCGCUGCACGUACUCUCCGGGCUGCACACACUGUGCCUGAUCGCCCCAGGAGGCCUCGACGGCAUCGGCACCAUCUUCGCGCUUUGCGCGCAGCUGCGCACACUCGACAUCGUCACCGACAGCACGGAAUGCGCGCCGCAAAUGCGAGCCGCGCUCGAGGCAGCCCCCACGGACGCGCUGCCGCACCUGACGUCGUUCAGGUUUGUCUCUCGGGGCCCGGAAAUAGUCAUUGUCGACUUGGGCCCGUUCGCUGCUUUCCUCCGGGGAAGGCGCGAGAUGCGGCGGCUCGACCUUGGGUUCCACGCACCGUUCGAGGGACUGGACGACUACGCGCGGUUGCUCGACAUCAUCGCGGGGCUCCCGCAGCUCGAGGUCGUCGGACUGGUGCUCUUGGGCAUGGAUGCCUUUACGCAGGAGCAUUUAAGGCUGCUCGACGCGAGCCUCCCGCGCGGUAUGUCGGCGCUGCUCUUGUCGUGGGCGUUCGAGGUGGACGGUGCAGUGCUUACGCGUGACUGGGCGGCCAUGCUCAGAAGACGCCCUUCGCUGGGCUACGUCCACAUCCUGGAUUAUGGGGGUCCCUUAGACUUGCGCGACGCGUUGCUACAGGAUCCUCCGCAGGCACUCAAACUCGUCGGGUACGGAAACCAAGUUUGCAAUGUCGAACGCGACUGGGUGACUGGGGGCUCGGCGUAUGGACCGCGCUGGGGGGAGGAGGCGAUCGGUUUCGCGACCGAAGUAGAGUUUGGGUGUGCGGACUGGGCGUGGCUGUUACGACUUGCAAACUGGUACGGGCGCGCGCUGCGUGUGUGGUGAUGCACUGUUCUACAUUCGCGGGCGACAUGAGAGGAAGGGGCUUGCGCGGUCAUUGUGCCCUUUGAAUGAAUUAGCAUGAAGCCAGU
Molecule: messenger RNA, 1601 nt
Organism: Trametes versicolor FP-101664 SS1
Lineage: Eukaryota; Fungi; Basidiomycota; Agaricomycetes; Polyporales; Polyporaceae
Exons: 4
Coding region: 1-1515 (504 amino acids)
Molecular function (GO): protein binding
Source: RefSeq, a predicted model, not a curated record